Messenger RNA from Diachasmimorpha longicaudata, 1707 nucleotides. RefSeq names its product cytochrome P450 4C1-like. Lineage: Eukaryota; Metazoa; Arthropoda; Insecta; Hymenoptera; Braconidae. Bases 102 to 1643 code for a protein of 513 amino acids. Gene Ontology annotation, molecular function: monooxygenase activity; oxidoreductase activity, acting on paired donors, with incorporation or reduction of molecular oxygen; heme binding. The record is from RefSeq and is a predicted model, not a curated record. The transcript has 11 exons.
CGAUUGCAUUGACCACUCGCACUCGCCCUCGAGUGCUUCAGUCUCACGUCAACUGGCCGUCGACGAACCUCGGGGCACCAGCUAUCCUCCAGCUCCUGAUUAUGGACUGGCUAGUCUCGCUUUCUCUGGCGCGGGUCACCGCCACCUCGGCCGUGUUAGGUGUUGUUAUCGUCAUCCUCACGAUUUUGAAGGGACUGUUUCCGUAUCGGGAGGAGAUUUGGCAAUUUUUGGAGGACAGAGGAACGUUUCUGAAGUUCGCCGAGACCCUUCCUGGCCCUAGGACACUACCGAUCAUCGGAAAUGCCCUCGCGAUCCGCGACGGAGACAGGGCUAUUUUUACUCUUUCGAAAAUUAGUCGGGAAAUGAAUGGGGUGACAUUCCGAUUUUGGGUGGGACCGCUCCUGAAAGUCGUUGUUCCUGAUCCUGAGGAUAUACAGAUUCUCAUAACAUCCUCGAAAGCUGCUAAUAAGGAUGACAUCUACAAAUUGAUGGAACCUGGUAUCGUCGGGGCUCUCAUAAAUGCUAAUGGUGCUGUUUAUAAAGCUCAUAAAAAAUUGAUACAGCCCAUGCUCAAUGGCAGCCUAGUAAUAGACAGAUUUGCAAAAUUAUUUAAUCAGAAGUCUCAGGCACUAGUUAGAGAACUUGAAGGGAAAGUUGGAGCUGGUGAAUUCGAUGCUCUGGAUUUUCUUCCCUUCUGCAUCGGCGAUAUCACAUUUGAAACAUUACUGGGGCGCUCGGCACUUCUUGAUAAUGGAGAAGUAACGCCAUUUCUCAGAGAAACCCAAACAGCUUUACAUGCCACUACUCACCGAAUGGCGAGGCCAUGGCUCUACCCGUACUCCAUUUUUCGCCUCACCAAAUUAGGGCGGGAAUACGAAGAAAUUAUAAAAAGAGCUCACGAUUUCAUGGACAGUUAUAUUUCUGAUGCAGUAAAGGCCUACAAACCUGCAAAGCCGGAAGAUCUAGCUAAUCUACCUACAUUACAUUUUCUCGUUGAUCACAUGAUGAAAACUAAAGAAAUAACACCGGAGAACAUUCGAGCCCAAUUAAUCAAUCUUUUCCUUGGAAUAUUCGAGACUCUUGAAGGCGUUGCAUGUCUCACACUGUUGAUGAUAGCUAUGCAUCCCGAUGUUCAAACAAAAGCGAGACAAGAAGUGCUCACUGUGAUGAAAAAUGACUCCAUGAACGAAGGGGAAACGAAACAAUUACUUUACCUCGACAUGGUAAUCCGCGAGGCGAUCAGGCUCUUCCCCGUGGGUCCCAUUUUGCCCCGGAAAACUACCGCCGAGAUAAAACUGAGUACCUGCACGCUUCCAAAAAACUGCUCCAUAAUGAUGCUCCCCUUCGCAGCCCAUCGAGACCCAAAACACUGGGACAAACCCGAUAAAUUCAUCCCCGAGCGUUUCACCCCGGAAAAUUCGAAGGAUCGUCAUCCCUUCGCGUACGUUCCAUUCAGCGGAGGUCCAAGGAGUUGUGUGGGUCCUCGAUAUGCCAUGGUCCUGCUUAAAAUCAUGUUCUCACAUCUCCUUCGAUCUUACGAAUUCACAACAAAAAUGAAACUCGAGAAUCUGCGGUUGUUCACACACGUGUCAACUCGCUGUCUCGAUGGACAUAAAAUUUAUAUCGAAAAAAUCAAGUCCUGAGAUUAUAAACAAUUCUAAUACUUUUUAGAUGACGUAUUUGAAUAAAAUUUGUUUGUUAUUGAGA